AUGGCCUCCCCACCACCAGGCGGCGUCUACGUCCCCGUCCCAACCUUCUUCGUCGGCAAGGCCGCCGCAAACUACAAUGCCGCGGCCGCUCCCUUCGACGCCGAGACGCAAUCCAAGCACUCCAUCCACCUCGCCAAAAGCGGCAUCCGCGGGCUUGUGAUCCUCGGCAGCACCGGCGAGGCAGUCCACCUCACUAACAAGGAGCGCUUUGAGGUCCUCUCAUCCCAGCGCAAGGCCCUCGAAGAGGCGGGCUUCAAGGACUACCCCAUCAUUGCUGGCACAGCCACGCAAGAUAUCGAGGGAACGGUAGAGCAGCUCCAAGAAGCCCAGAAGGCCGGCGCACAAUGGGGUCUCUGUCUCGCACCCGGCUACUUCGCCGGUGCCGUCACGCAAGAGGGAAUCGUGAAAUGGUUCCAAGCCAUCGCUGACCGCAGCCCAAUCCCCAUUAUGAUCUACCACUACCCCGGCGUCUCCAACAACGUCAAAGUCACCCCCUCCACCUAUGCCACCCUCUCCGCCCACCCCAAUAUUGUGGGCUGCAAGCUCUCUCACGGCGAUAUCUCGUACCACGCCCAGAUCGGCGCGAACCCCUCUAUCGACCACAGCCACUUCCACACUUUCACCGGUCUCGGACAGCAGCUUCUCCCCAUCCUAGCAUUAGGAUGCGCCGGCACGAUUGACGGUAGUGCUGGAUUCUUCCCCAAGUCGGUAGUGCACCUCUACGACCUGUGUCUUAAGGAGGGCAAGACUGCAGAGGACAUCAAGGAGGCGAGGACGCUGCAGUAUAAGAUUAGUGCGGUGGAGGAGCUGGUGGUGAGGUUUGGAACGGUGGGGAUUAAGGAGGCGGUUUCGAGGGUGUUGGGGUUAGGGGAGAGGGAUGGGACGAGGUUGCCGCUUGUGGGUGGGAUUCCCGGAGGAGAUGCGGAGUGGGAGAAUUGGAAGGGGGCGGUUGGGCAGUUGGAGGCUGUGGAGAAGUCGUUGUAG
Pseudogymnoascus destructans is the source of this 984-nucleotide messenger RNA. RefSeq lists its product as uncharacterized. Lineage: Eukaryota; Fungi; Ascomycota; Leotiomycetes; Thelebolales; Thelebolaceae. The record is from RefSeq and is a predicted model, not a curated record. Bases 1 to 984 code for a protein of 327 amino acids. Gene Ontology annotation, molecular function: 4-hydroxy-tetrahydrodipicolinate synthase activity. The transcript is spliced from 2 exons.